AUGUGGAACCUAUCAAGGGAAGAACUAGUAAUGGUAGUGCAAAACUAUUAUGACAUAAUCAUGGUCUUAUUUCUCUCUAUUGGAUUAACAUAUUUAGCUUCAAGAGCUUGGAAAAGUGUUACAAACAAGAGAGAAGACAUUCCUGGCCGGCUUGGAUUACCUCUUAUUGGUGAAACUUUUUCUUUUCUUUCAGCCACUAAUAGUACAAAAGGAUGCUAUGAUUUUGUCAGACUUAGACGAUUGUGGCACGGGAGAUGGUUCAAGACAAGGCUGUUUGGCAAGGUCCACGUAUUUAUUCCUAAUCCUGAAGGUGCAAGGACAAUAUUUGCUAAUGACUUUGAUAAAUUCAACAAGGGCUACGUAAAAUCAAUGGCAGAUGCAGUAGGAAAGAAAAGCUUAUUGUGUGUACCAGUUGAGAGCCACAAAAGAAUAAGGCGUCUUCUAUCUGAACCAUUCUCCAUGAGUUCCUUAUCUGCAUUUAUCACAAAGUUUGACAAAAUGUUGUGCGGAAGGCUGCAAAAGCUAGAAGGAAAAGAGAGAAGUUUUAAGGUGUUGGAUUUCUGCAUGAAGAUAACAUUUGAUGCUAUGUGUGGUAUGCUGAUGAGCAUCACGGAGGAUUCAACACUACGACAGAUCGAGAAAGACUGCACUGCUGUCUCUAAUGCCAUGCUGUCCUUCCCAGUCAUGAUUCCAGGCACAAGAUACUAUAAAGGCAUCAUGGGUCGUAGAAGGCUCAUGGAAACCUUCAGAGAGAUCAUUGCUAGACGUAGGACAGGAGAAGAGUCGCCAGAGGACUUCUUGCAGUCGAUGUUGCAGAGAGACUCAUUCCCAGCCAGUGAAAAGCUUGAUGACUCUGAGAUUAUGGAUAAUCUUUUGACAUUGAUAAUUGCAGGACAGACUACUACUGCAGCAGCAAUGAUGUGGAGUGUAAAAUUUCUACAUGACAACAGAGAUGCACAGGACAUACUCAGGGACGAACAGUUGUCUUUAACCAAAAUGAAGCCAGAAGGAGCUUCACUUAAUCAUGAAGACAUCAACAACAUGCGUUAUGGUUUGAAGGUAGUUAAGGAAACACUAAGAAUGUCCAAUGUCCUAUUAUGGUUUCCUCGUGUUGCACUUAACGACUGUACAAUUGAAGGCUAUGAAAUAAAGAAAGGCUGGCAUGUUAACAUCGAUGCAACUUGUAUACAUUACGACUCAGAUCUAUUCAAGGAUCCAUUGAAAUUUAAUCCACAAAGAUUUGAUGAAAUGCAAAAGCCCUACAGUUUUAUACCUUUUGGAUCAGGGCCUAGGACUUGCCUUGGGAUGAAUAUGGCAAAAGUGACAAUGUUGGUCUUUUUACACAGGCUAACUAGUUGUUACACGUGGACCCUUGAUGAUUUAGAUACUUGCUUAGAAAAGAAAGCACACAUACCUAGACUAAAGAGUGGCUGUCCAGUAACGUUGAAGUCCAUAAGUAAGAGCACGACAGAGACAGAGGCAUAG
Molecule: messenger RNA, 1485 nt
Organism: Lathyrus sativus (Indian pea)
Lineage: Eukaryota; Viridiplantae; Streptophyta; Magnoliopsida; Fabales; Fabaceae
Source: the annotation of a GenBank genome assembly